AUGGGUCUUGUAGAAAGUAAGGUUCUCCUUCAAAAGCUGCAAAAUAUCUGCUACGAGGCAGAAACGCAAGGCUCAACUCGGAUAGACGUGAUCUUGCAGGAUACAGAGGCGAGUACACCUACGAUUCAACUCCUCAAGUCCUCGUGGACACACCUUCCCGAAGAUGCUCGAAGAAUCAUCGUCGGGAACCCCCCGACUCAGGAUACUCGCAUCACCAAUACUCGCAUCACCAACGGCAACACAGCAAGAAAGCCCGCGAAGCGUUUGAAAUCAUCACAACCCCGCCCGCCUCGCGAAAGAAAAAGUGCCACAAAAGCUCAAAUUUGCCUUUCCAGUUCCAUCUCGAGUAAUAUUUCUCGUUGGACGAAAAAUCCAUCUGAUUUCUUCCUUGAUGCCGAUGAGACAAUUGUCAACUUUGAAGCGCCUGCUCUGGGCUUCUUUUAUCGAAGUCUGUUGCACUUUGAGCAUCGCAGAGACAAUGACUUGAUUCGAUCGCGGUUCCUGAAGGUUCUCUUUUUCAAGCUGAAACAUAAAUUCGGUCUACAAAGGCUUCAUUCACACAGUUCAGAUCUUCUUGCCAAAAUCAUCUUAAAAUCUCCAUUAGUGGGUCAUGAUCGAGAUGAUAUUAAGGAGAACAUUAUCCAAUGGUCGAAAGAAGGAAGCAAGAUCGAUAACCUGUGCCGUGAUAUUGAUGAUAGUUCUGAUGAUGGGUACCGGUAUCUUUGGAUUUUAUUCUGCUUGCCAGAGGAUGUUGGAAAAGAAUACGACCUUGCCCAUGUGAUAUUUGAGAACCUGUGGGGAUGUGUUGAGUCUAUCACGCUGGAAAUUGUCCAGGGUUCUCCGUUAGUGACAGAUCAGCCGUCAUGGCAUAUAUUAGCACCGAAUGAUGGAAAUAGCAGGGAAACUAAUGUACGACUUCGUGGUCCCGAGUCGUCCAUAUAUGAACCAAAUCUUCUAAGGCGUCAGAACCUUGCAAGCAUGCCGAGUCCAGCUCAAGGGCUCAGGUGGGGUUCGAAUUCAACUCGAUCGACGCUGCUCUAUCAAUCCUCUCCAGAUUUCUCUACGGCAUCCUUGAACCCACAAGGCUUGGGAAGAAGUACAAUGGAUAGCAUUCCUGGUUCGAAUGCGGAUAGCUCUGCAUCUCCAGAAAUACAGAACGGCCAUAUUGAGCCUCGGGGUCCGCUGUCAGAUGAGGUGAAUUCAAUCCAGGUUCCUUAUGACCACCGGCAGUUCAGAUAUCCUAUCCCGCAGUCUCCAGAGCUACCAAACCCGACCUUGAGCGAUCCCCCUACGACGCAGGUUCCUUACGACCACUGGCAGUUCAGAUAUCCUAUCCCGCAGUCUCCAGAGCUACCAAACCCGACCUUGAGCGAUCCCCCUACGACGCAGGUUCCUUACGACCACUGGCAGUUCAGAUAUCCUAUCCCGCAGUCUCCAGAGCUACCAAACCCGACCUUGAGCGAUCCCCCUACGACGCAGGUUCCUUACGACCACUGGCAGUUCAGAUAUCCUAUCCCGCAGUCUCCAGAGCUACCAAACCCGACCUUGAGCGAUCCCCCCGCGACGCAGGUUCCUUACGACCACUGGCAGUUCAGAUAUCCUAUCCCGCAGUCUCCAGAGCUACCAAACCCGACCUUGAGCGAUCCCCCUACGACGCAGGUUCCUUACGACCACUGGCAGUUCAGAUAUCCUAUCCCGCAGUCUCCAGAGCUACCAAACCCGACCUUGAGCGAUCCCCCUACGACGCAGGUUCCUUACGACCACUGGCAGUUCAGAUAUCCUAUCCCGCAGUCUCCAGAGCUACCAAACCCGACCUUGAGCGAUCCCCCCGCGACGCAGGUUCCUUACGACCACUGGCAGUUCAGAUAUCCUAUCCCGCAGUCUCCAGAGCUACCAAACCCGACCUUGAGCGAUCCCCCUACGACGCAGGUUCCUUACGACCACUGGCAGUUCAGAUAUCCUAUCCCGCAGUCUCCAGAGCUACCAAACCCGACCUUGAGCGAUCCCCCCGCGACGCAGGUUCCUUACGACCACUGGCAGUUCAGAUAUCCUAUCCCGCAGUCUCCAGAGCUACCAAACCCGACCUUAAAGGAUCCCCCCGCGACGCAGCUUCCCUACGAGCACUGGCAAUUUAUGACAUCAGUAUCGGACUCAUUCAUUGCAUAA
This is a messenger RNA of Penicillium samsonianum, 2166 nucleotides long. RefSeq lists its product as uncharacterized. Bases 1 to 2166 code for a protein of 721 amino acids. The record is from RefSeq and is a predicted model, not a curated record. The transcript is spliced from 4 exons. Lineage: Eukaryota; Fungi; Ascomycota; Eurotiomycetes; Eurotiales; Aspergillaceae.